Messenger RNA from Austrofundulus limnaeus, 712 nucleotides. RefSeq names its product tRNA 5-methylaminomethyl-2-thiouridylate methyltransferase (gene trmu). Gene Ontology annotation, molecular function: sulfurtransferase activity. Lineage: Eukaryota; Metazoa; Chordata; Actinopteri; Cyprinodontiformes; Rivulidae. The record is from RefSeq and is a predicted model, not a curated record. Gene Ontology annotation, biological process: tRNA wobble position uridine thiolation. Gene Ontology annotation, cellular component: mitochondrion.
GGUCCGACCACCAAACACCCCGCUCUGUUCUGCGACACCGCUCGAACAGACCGCUUCCACUGGAUCUCCGAGGACCCGCCUCCCGAGCUGGUCCGGACCCAGAAGAUGGACUGUCUCUUCCACUUCCUCCACAACAUGCCGUUGAUUCCCUGCUCGGUGACUCUGAACGCGGACGGCUCCGUGUGGAUCACGCUGUCGCGCACGGUCCGAGCUCUCACACCUGGACAGUUCGCCGUGCUCUACAAAGGAGACGAGUGUCUGGGCAGCGGGAAGAUCCUCGAGCUGGGCCCCAGUGAGUUCGCGCUGCAGAGGAGCCGCGAGCGCUCGGCGGCGAGCGGCGGGCAGAAAGCGCAACCGGCACCUGAACCUGCCAGCUGAGACGGACUCAGAUUCCAGCUGUGAGGACAAAGCUGUCCCUCUGAGACGGACUCAGACCGAGAUGCUGAGAAUCUGUAGUGUUCAAAAAUACCUUUUUGAGUCAAGCAGCUUGAAAAGCAUAAUUUUUAAAAAGGUAAUAAACUGGUCAUGUGACACACAGAUACUUAAAAAAAAACUGCUAAUUAACGUGUACAUAGAUUAGAAUUUCUAAUUUUCAGAGUUGAUUUUUAAUAUUUUCACCUGAGUCAAAGAAAAAAAUGUUUUUCUCUUUUAUAUUGUCUAUCUUAAAUUGUGUAAAACAUGGUUAUAAAAUUCUGCCAAAUCUUGUAUGAAA